This is a messenger RNA of Melopsittacus undulatus (budgerigar), 812 nucleotides long. It is a transcript of the gene SFXN5, whose product is annotated as sideroflexin 5. Gene Ontology annotation, molecular function: monoatomic ion transmembrane transporter activity; citrate transmembrane transporter activity. NCBI's taxonomy places the organism in Eukaryota, Metazoa, Chordata, Aves, Psittaciformes, Psittaculidae. Bases 27 to 812 code for a protein of 261 amino acids. The transcript is spliced from 12 exons. Gene Ontology annotation, biological process: mitochondrial transmembrane transport; citrate transport; monoatomic ion transport. The record is from RefSeq and is a predicted model, not a curated record. Gene Ontology annotation, cellular component: mitochondrial inner membrane.
AGUGGCGCUUGCGGCGCGGGGAGGGGAUGGCGGAGCCGGCCGAGUACCCCCCGUUCCAGCUGGGGAAGCCGCGCUUCGAGCAGACUUCAUUUUAUGGCAGAUUCAGGCACUUCUUGGACAUCAUCGAUCCGCGCACUCUCUUUGUGACCGAGAGUCGUCUGAAGGAAGCAGUGCAGUUGUUGGAGGAUUACAAACAUGGGACUUUGCCCCCUGGAGUCACCAACAAGGAGCUGUGGGGAGCUCAAAAAAUCAAGCAGGCCAUCAUCCAUCCCGACACAAAUGAGACCAUCUUCAUGCCUUUCCGAAUGUCAGGUUACAUUCCCUUUGGAACACCCAUCGUUGUUGGUCUUCUCUUGCCCAACCAGACGCUGGCAUCCACUGUGUUUUGGCAGUGGUUGAAUCAGAGCCACAAUGCCUGCGUCAACUAUGCAAACCGCAACGCGACAAAGCCUUCUCCGACGUCCAAGUUCAUCCAGGGCUACUUGGGAGCUGUCAUAAGCGCUGUCUCGAUAGCAGUGGGCCUUAAUGUUCUGGUUCAGAGAGCAAACAAGUUUACCCCUGCCACUCGUCUCUUGAUCCAGAGGUUUGUGCCAUUCCCUGCUGUCGCUAGUGCCAAUAUCUGCAAUGUUGUCCUGAUGAGGCACACGGAGCUGGAGGAAGGAAUUGAUGUUUUGGACAAUAACGGAAACAUUGUCGGGUCUUCCAGGAUUGCUGCAAAACACGCACUGCUAGAAACAGCCCUGACCAGAGUGGUUCUGCCAAUGCCUAUACUGGUUCUACCUCCAAUUAUAAUGUCCAUACUGGAAAAGUAA